This is a messenger RNA of Bemisia tabaci, 2703 nucleotides long. RefSeq names its product innexin 3 (gene Inx3). Gene Ontology annotation, biological process: phototransduction. Lineage: Eukaryota; Metazoa; Arthropoda; Insecta; Hemiptera; Aleyrodidae. Gene Ontology annotation, molecular function: gap junction channel activity. The record is from RefSeq and is a predicted model, not a curated record. Gene Ontology annotation, cellular component: plasma membrane; gap junction.
AAUGUCGGAUGCUCGGGCAAGUGCGGUGAUCAGCGCGGCGUAGCACGGUUGUGUGUGGUGCCCGCUCGCGAGUUGAGUUUGUUUACUCCAGGCCGCGACGCAUGGUGCACGCUGCUCCUUGCUCGUCUACGAGGUGCGAUGUCGUAGAGAAGUGUUUCAGUGCGAUUUGGAUUACCCUCCACGUUUUGGAUUAACCCCACUUUGGAUUAACUCCCUCGUCCUGCUUCUGUAGAUAUAAGUCAAAGGCAAGAUGUCGGUGCUAGCGCUAGUGAGUUCGGUGGCCGGGUUCAUCAAGGUCCGAUACUUGAUGGACAAAGCGGUCAUCGACAACAUGGUCUUCCGAGCACAUUACCGAAUUACCACUGCCAUCCUCUUUCUCUGCUGCGUCCUCGUCACCGCCAACAACCUAAUCGGCGACCCGAUCAACUGCAUCAACGACGGUGCCGUCCCCGGGCACGUGAUAAACACGUAUUGCUGGAUCACGUACACGUUCACGCUGCCGCACCAGCAGGGGAAGCCGGUCGGCACCCACGUGGCCGCGCCCGGCGUCGGCGCCUACGUCGAGAACGAACACGACACCCGCUACCACGCUUACUACCAAUGGGUUCCCUUCGUCCUCUUCUUCCAGGGUAUCCUGUUCUACAUUCCUCACUGGAUUUGGAAAAAUUGGGAGGAGGGCAAAAUCAGGAUGAUCACAGAUGGUAUGCGUGGUUCCAUUGUUGGGCAUCAUGAGGACAUGCGAGAUCGACAAAGACGCUUGGUUCAAUAUGUCAUCGACACUUUACACAUGCACAACGUCUACGCAACUGGAUAUUUCUUAGCUGAAGUCCUAAACUUCAUUAAUGUGAUUAUGAACAUGUUCUUGAUUGAUGCGUUUCUGGGCGGCGCUUUCUUCACCUAUGGUACUGAUGUCAUUAAGUUCUCAAGCAUGGAUCAAGAGAAUCGAACUGACCCCAUGGUUGCUGUUUUCCCUCGAUUGACAAAGUGCACGUUCCACAAAUAUGGUUCUUCUGGAUCGAUCCAGAAACAUGAUGCCCUAUGUGUUCUAGCUUUAAAUAUUCUCAAUGAGAAAAUUUACAUUUUCUUGUGGUUUUGGUUCAUUAUUUUGGCUGUGAUGUCUGCAUUUGCCCUGGUGUACAGUUUUGCAGUUGUUACUUUACCAUCAAUUAGAGAAACUAUUUUAAUCCGACGAUUCAGGUUUGGAACGCCUGCAGGAGUUUCUGCCCUCAUUCGCAAAACUCAGGUUGGUGAUUUUCUCCUGCUUCAUUUACUUGGUCAAAACAUGAACAUGAUGUUCUUUGGAGAAGUUUUGGAUGAGCUGAGUCGGAGACUGCAUCUUGGGAACAACAUUCCGACAGCACCGUCAACACUAGAACUUAGCCCGAUAUACCCUUCAGAUAAACUCAAGCUUCAUAAGGAAACUGAAGCCUAGUUGCAACAUGUUUCACACAAAUAAGUGCAUUGUGAUUACCUUCGGUCAAAUUUUAUUCGGUAUUUUAAUUUAAUUAUUUUUAAAAUCUCUAUGAUGAAAUUCCAUAAAAAUCUAUGCUAUCAAAAAUCCCAAGAUAAGACUUCCCUCCCAAACCUAAUUCUAAAAUUCAGUAUAAGAGGAAACAUUGAGGCGUUUUCUUUGCCAGCUUUUGAAAUACAUGCUGAUAAAGUUUAUAUAGCUAGUGUUGAUUGAUCUGUCUUAGAAAUGUAGGAUAUGAACAAAAGCUAUGCAUUUAUGCCGGGAUAAGCAAUUAAGAAUCUCAGUAAUUAAGCUUGUUAAUUCUCGAAAAAUAUGUAAAAAAACACUGGUACUUAUGUUGUGAAAAUCUUUAAAAGAAUGGAGCAACCAGUUGAGAAAAUAAUACAAUAAUUUUUACUGAUGUAGGAAUGAGCGUGUUAAAAUUUGAUACCGUUUCAUCAAAUUUGUACAAAUUGGCUGAGAGCUACAAAUUCUUGGCAAAUUUUAUUGAGCAUGUUGAUUCUUGAUUGAGACAGUAAUUAAAAAGAUUAAUGGCAAAAAGGAAAUUAUUCAAUUUAGAAAAAUGGUAGAAUUGUGACAAAAGCACUCUCAACCGAUCUGAAAAACUUUCAUUUGAUUAUAAUUAAGAAUCCCUGUUAAAAAAAAUGAAAAAAAAAACAACAAUUUUUUUUUGAGGGAAAUGACAUAGUAUACGUUCAAUAACACCCACACACGAAAGACCAAAAAAAAAAAACUGAAAAAUUAAGUGAUGAUUAAUACAUUCCUGACGCUCAUUAUGAUAAGAGUUGUUUUGUGCUAUUAGCAAAUAGUUAACGAAAGACUGUUUAUUUUCUCGAUGUAAAAUGAGAUGGAGAUUACGGUGGAAAUAAUUUAGUGCUAAGUCAUAGAAUGCUCAUAUUCUGUAAGAAGUUAUAAUUAAAUUAUGUAUUUUAAUAUAAUUUUUAAGCACGAAAUCAAAUUGUAUAAAGUAUGUUCUUUUUUACUUUGAUUCUUUUAAAACUUCCAUUUUAGUUUAUUUUAAGUUUAAGUCAAUACUGUGACUAGGAAUAAUGCGGAUCUUUAGUUGAUAAAUGUUUUCUCGAUUUUGCGAUCCUGUGAAUAGGGAUUUAAGUAAAUGCCUUGUAUAAAUUUUAAACGAUUAAUUUUUAUUUUUCUUUAAAAAAAGUGGUUCAAGUUGUUCGAAACUAACACUAGCACAAACUGAAUUUAUAAUAAAAUGAUUUUUUUUUAUA